UAAAAUUAUAGUUUUCUGCUUGUGCGAUAUUCAUAUGUAGAACAGAGGAAAAACAAAAAAAAACUUUAAUUUAUUUAAUAAAUACAAGAUUAUUAUGUCGAAUCACAGAGAGGCCAUCCAGAAGCAGAUCCAACAGGAUUGGGCGAAUCGUGAGUACAUCGAGGUCAUAACCGGCAGUAUUAAAAAGAUUACGGAUUUUCUCAAUUCCUUUGACAUGUCGUGCAGAUCUCGUCUGGCUGUUUUGAACGAAAAACUAACGACGCUGGAGCGCAAGAUUGAAUAUUUGGAGGCUUGUGUGACAAAAGGUGAAACGUUAACAUGAGACGCGGACUGACUUAAUUUAGGAUUAUUUUGGAAGAAAUAUAUUUUAUAACCCAUAUAAUCAUCUGCACUGUGUAUAUAUAGUAAUAUAAGCUUGGUAUUUUAAAGGUAAAGCUAUUAAGUAAAAUAAAAAUAUGAUCGAGUUAA
Molecule: messenger RNA, 468 nt
Organism: Copidosoma floridanum
Lineage: Eukaryota; Metazoa; Arthropoda; Insecta; Hymenoptera; Encyrtidae
Gene: HSPC300
Product: hematopoietic stem/progenitor cell protein 300
Biological process (GO): regulation of actin polymerization or depolymerization; cell motility; actin filament organization
Cellular component (GO): SCAR complex
Molecular function (GO): protein-containing complex binding
Source: RefSeq, a predicted model, not a curated record